UCUGUUACACUUCUUAUGCUCCUUCACCUGAGCAGCCAUGCAGACCCCUAACAUUGUGCGGACCUCCUGUCUCCUCUCUCUGCUCGUCCAUGCCUGUCAAGGGUUCAGCAUCUCUCAGCCUCAGGGUCAAGUGGAAGCAGCGGCGGGAAGCCAUGUCACUUUAGUAUGCAUUGUGUCCAGUGAGAUUCCACACGGGCCAGUGACAUGGUACAAAGAGACUGGCAGUGAGCACAGACAUUUCUUCAGUUCCUUCCCGCGAAAAGGUGAUAUCUCUGACAGUCGAGUGACGAGGACAAAUGGGGAUCAAACCAACAACUUCAGCAUCACAAUAAGAAACAUCAGGCUCAGCGACACGGGAAAGUACUACUGUGAGAAAUACACAAAGGGAGAGUGGGACAAACCAUACGCCUUGGGGCCAGGAGUCAUCUUGACUGUGAGAGAUGGUUCUACACUCCAUCAAGCUCCAUUUUUUUUGUGUUCUUUUAACCUUCCCUACAAUGAAAAAUGUUGCCGGCAUAAGAAAAUAACUCUUGAAAUGGCACACCUUUCAAUCAAAUGAAAUUCCAGGUUAUUUCUUGUUUCGUUCACUUAUCUUCAGAGGCUCAAUCGCUAGGGGAAAUUUAAAAUGCU
Molecule: messenger RNA, 630 nt
Organism: Polypterus senegalus (gray bichir)
Lineage: Eukaryota; Metazoa; Chordata; Cladistia; Polypteriformes; Polypteridae
Product: tyrosine-protein phosphatase non-receptor type substrate 1-like
Exons: 2
Coding region: 38-559 (173 amino acids)
Cellular component (GO): plasma membrane
Source: RefSeq, a predicted model, not a curated record